Molecule: messenger RNA, 2084 nt
Organism: Musa acuminata subsp. malaccensis (wild Malaysian banana)
Lineage: Eukaryota; Viridiplantae; Streptophyta; Magnoliopsida; Zingiberales; Musaceae
Product: suppressor of mec-8 and unc-52 protein homolog 2
Biological process (GO): mRNA splicing, via spliceosome
Cellular component (GO): nucleus
Source: RefSeq, a predicted model, not a curated record
GCGUGCGGUGUCUGUCACCGUUCGACGCCUUCUCUUCCUCAAAACCUAAUCCAAAGAGGAACAGAGAAACCCAUUAGAUUCAGAGAUACGGAAACGACGAAUUGGGCUCCAACAUCGAAAUCAACCCUAGCUACGAGUGUUGCAUCCGUGUGCUCACGAUCUGAAGAAGAUCAGGAUCAAGUGGGUUUAGUAGGGUGCGUAUUGCAAGUUCGUAGCCAUGUCGUCGGGGAAAAAGAACUACAAGGAGAAGAUGAUGCGGCGCAAAGAAGAGAAGCGUGAGGAACCAGAAACUCCCAGGUACAGGGAUCGUGCUAAAGAGCGGAGAGAAGAUCAAAACCCUGAUUAUGAGCCAACUGAGCUUGGUUCAUUUCAUGCUGUAGCUCCUCCUGGAACAGUUGAUCUGAGGUUAACUGAUGCACAUAAGAUAUCUAUUGAGAACAGCAAGUAUCUUGGAGGGGAUCUGGAACAUACACACUUGGUCAAAGGGUUAGAUUAUGCUUUGCUUCACAAGGUAAGGAGUGAAAUUGACAAGAAAACAGAUGGUGAAGAUGGGAAGGAUGAACAGUCUCGAACUUCCAAGGAAGACCAGCCGCUUACAUUUCGUACUGCAACUGCCAAGUCAGUGUAUCAGUGGAUUGUCAAACCACAAAGCAAUAUAAAGGCAAAUGAAAUGUUUCUUCCUGGACGGAUGGCAUUCAUUUUUAACAUGGAGGAUGGCUUAUCACAUGAUAUCCCUACUACUCUUCAUAGGAGCAAAGCUGACUGCCCGGUCCCAGAAGAAAUGGUUACUGUCAGCGUGGAUGGUUCUGUCCUUGAGCGGAUUGCUAAAAUAAUGACAUAUCUUCGUCUUGGAUCAUCAGGGAAGGUUCUUAAGAAAAAGAAAAAGGAGAAAGAAAUUAAAGGGAAGAUUUCUGGAAUUGCUAAUGGUCAUGAUGAAGAGAAGCCUGGACAACACUCUAGUGACAUCAGGAAGCCCCAUCCACAACGAGAAAUGGCACCUGCUCAUCGCAAGAGUAAUGUUGAUGCAAAGGAGAAGAAAUCUCUUCCUAUUGCUAGAAUUGAAGUGGAUGACAUAUUUCUAGGCGAUGGAGUUGAUUACGUUGUUCCUAGUAAGGACAUGAGUCAAAGCCCAGUUUCAGAGGACAUGGAAGAGUCUCCACGUAUCCGAGAGAAGCAGUCUUAUUUCAGUGAACCUGUUUAUGGUCCCAUCCCACCUCCUGAAACCGCUCAAGCAUGGCAGCAAACAAACGGGUAUGAUGCCAUUCAAGCUCAAAUGGUGGCCGCUGGAUACCAAGGAGAGUGGUCAGAGUAUCAGUACACUGAACAAUUGGCCUAUCCUGAACAGUAUCUGCAACAAAAUAUGCAGGGCUAUGAUGCAUUGGCAGGAGCAAAUGUAUCCCAAGAUCCACGUUUUAUGACUCAAGAAGACAAGGACCGUGGUUUAGGGUCUGUUUUUAAGCGUGAUGACCAAAGGCUUCAAAAACUAAGGGAAAAGGAUUCUCGUGAGAAGGAUCCAAAUUUUAUAUCUGAAAGUUACUCCGAAUGUUAUCCUGGUUAUCAGGAGUACAAUCAUGAGGUGAUAGACAGUGAUGAUGAAGAUGACUUGUCAAAAAUGGACAUGGGCGGCCGUGCAAAAGGUCGUCUUCACAGGUGGGAUUUUGAGACAGAAGAGGAGUGGGCUAAGUACAAUGAACAAAAGGAGGCGAUGCCAAAGGCUGCUUUCCAAUUUGGAGUCAAGAUGCAGGAUGGACGGAAGACGAGGAAGCAAAACAAGGACCAGAAGCUUACUAACGAGCUUCACAAGAUCAAUAAAAUCCUCGCAAGGAAAAAGGCAGAGAGAGAGGGCAAUGAUGACGGUGGGGAGUACAAUGAUGAUCCGCAACCUGGAAAGAAGCUUCGGAUCUAAAUCUCAAGUUGUAUAACAGGUGUAUUGAUACAUCUAACUUGAAUCUUGGACUAACUCGAGUGACUGGAUAAGUGUUGUAGUUUGUUUCCGAUCGUAGCGUAUACAAUGUGUGUGACAGUGUACUGGUAUGAAAUCUAGAAUUUUUGGGAAUGCAAAAAGUUUCCAAGGUAUUUAAUCA